AUGCUAACGAACAUUAUUGCGUUUAUGGAUCUUUUCUAUGUGAACCUGGCGAGCAAUAUUAGUACCAAAAGUUGGCUGCGUUUUCUCUACAUGAACAUUCCAAAGUUGGUUAGCACUGUUACCCACGCCUGCACAUUUCACGCAGUAUUCAUGCAAACUUAUAUGACUUUCUCCAUAUCACUGUUCCGAAUGACACUCAUAACACAUCCGACAAUGCAUAUAAUGAUAUGGAAGUUCGCUCUUCCGGCUAGCGUUGUUGUGAGCCUACUGACCCCGCUAAUUUCAACUCAUAAGCUCUUCACUGCAGAUUGUUAUUUCAAAGAAAACGCAGUCAUCGGCAAUUUUUCUCUUGUGGUUGAUAAUAAUCUGUUGGCUGUUAUCAUGAAAGAGCUGCUGAGUUUCAUGUGCUUGUUUACGCUAUUCUCGCUUGGCAUUAAUAUCGCUUCUGUAAUAGUUCUGUGCAUUCGUACAAGAAAUAUCAGGGAUAUCGAAGCGGAAAAGAAUAUGCUUAUUCUAGCGCUUCUAGAUUUUGCUGUGGAAGCAAUCGUUUUUGGUUUGCUUGUUGUCAUAUACUACAAUCCCGGAGCUUUCGUGCUAAUAUCUAAAUUGGUUCCACAUUCUAUGGAUAUCCUUAUCUUUUCAAAUGCUUAUUUGAUUAUGAUAUUGAACAAACGGAUUCGUCAGCGAGUACUUGCUCUUAUGAGAUGUUCAGGAAAGUCAGAUAGAAGAAUUGCUACUAGGCCGAGCAUCCGAAGUCACAAACACGGUCGUGUCCUUGUCGGUCGUUUCUGA
Molecule: messenger RNA, 792 nt
Organism: Cylicocyclus nassatus
Lineage: Eukaryota; Metazoa; Nematoda; Chromadorea; Rhabditida; Strongylidae
Source: the annotation of a GenBank genome assembly